Molecule: messenger RNA, 459 nt
Organism: Acanthocheilonema viteae
Lineage: Eukaryota; Metazoa; Nematoda; Chromadorea; Rhabditida; Onchocercidae
Source: the annotation of a GenBank genome assembly
AUGUGCCUUCGACCAAAUCUUCAACCUCCAUAUUGUGAACAGUACGAGGUCACGAGUGAUUCGAUAACUGUCAUGUCACCAAAAUUGAGGGAGACAGCGAUAUCGGAGCAAAGGCACCGAUCUUUGGUUUCGGAGGUGGAUGAGUCGACCGAUGAACUUGUCGAAAUUCCCGGACCUCAGAUAAUUCACCCGGUACUUAUCGAGUCACCACCUUCAUCCCAUAUCCAAUCGGAAAUGAAACCUGGCGAGCACAGUUCCGGAAGUGUUAAGGGUGAAGCAGAAUGGACGAGAAGCCCAACAACACCACACAUACCACUCAUUUCGCUGGACCGUCAUGAUAUCGAAGAUUUACCGCCAGACGCCUUCGAGGUCACCUUCCCACCUUUUAUCACCGUUGUACCGCGACUGUUUACUACUAUCGACAGUACAGAGAGAGGAUUGCUACCGAUUCGCCCAGUG